GCCAGCUUGUGAACUUCUCUCACAAGCUGUCAAAAAAAGCAAUUUUGAAGAGAGAAAUUCCGAAGAAACCUCCUGCUAUGAAGUAUCAUGGAAACAAACACACAACUUCCUUUCAUUCUAUAAAAUAUACCAAGGCAGUCACAUAGUAAUACCAAAACCGAAAAUGGCUAGCUUAUGGAGAUCAAAGGAGGUAAAGGGUCGAUCAAAGCCUGAUCGUAAGUGCAAGAAACACCCAAAACACGAGCAACCACCAGGAGUUUGUUCCGUUUGUCUAAGUGAAAAGCUUUCUCAACUUCCGACUGGUGCGACGACUUCACGUAUUGCCUCUCUUAAUACAAUGGAUUGCUCCUCCUCUUGUUCAUUGUCAUCAUAUUCUUCAUUUUCUUCAUACUCAUCUCCAAUGCAUCAUUUUCAAAUUCCUACUCAUGGGAAAGGUUCUUUCCCUUUGUUCUUCAAUGGCAAGAAUAUGUUACUCACCAAGAGUAGAUCACUGGCUUUUGUUCCGAGAAGAGGGAAUAAAGAUUGUCACGAGAAGAAGAAAGGUGGGUUUUGGUCCAAGUUGCUACGUCUUCCGAAAGGUAAGGAGGUUGAGGAAGGACGGGUACACUCCAGGACCAUGAGGGAAAGGGUUAUCAUCAGUACUAGCUAGGGUUGAACGACUAUAUGUAGUUUCUUGAAUAGUUUCUUUAAUUUGUUCUUUUUGGUUAUAUAAGUUCGAUUAGAUAAAUGUUAUAAUUGUACAACAAAACUAAAACAAAUGGAUAUAAGAAUAGAAUAAACUAAGAAGAAAUAUAA
Molecule: messenger RNA, 795 nt
Organism: Populus euphratica (Euphrates poplar)
Lineage: Eukaryota; Viridiplantae; Streptophyta; Magnoliopsida; Malpighiales; Salicaceae
Exons: 1
Coding region: 164-649 (161 amino acids)
Source: RefSeq, a predicted model, not a curated record